UAACAGUGAAGACUCAAGAGUUUUAAAAUAUAAAGUAGAAGACAAGUAUUGUGUAUGAAAUACAACUUAUUGCUUAGUGUACUACGUUUAAAUAUUAAGGCACUGUUAUAAGAAUACUAUUGAUUUCCAAAAAGAAUCAUAGAAAAUUUAAGCCAAUUAUUGCAAAAAAUGUAUCAACAAACACAGAUUUUAAAGGCUUAUUAAAGAAAAACCAGGAGUCCAGUAAAGCCAAAGCUAAGCGGUAAACCUGCACUGUGCUCGGUCUGUAUAUAGUGUUAAUGAAAUUUGAAAUUUAAGAAAUUCACAAUGCUUCAAGACGAUGCCGUUAUGGGAACCAAUGACGACGCGUCAAUAUGUAAACGGUUUGCUGUACAAAUGGGAUAUUGGAAAGACAAAUAUCUUCCAUAUUUUGUGCGCUCUCCAGAGAGGAAGGCACCAGAAAUAAGUCGAGGUUACUUUGCACGAGUUGCUGGCAUGAAAACAAUUUUAGACCAAGCUUUGAAGUUGUUUGCAGAUUGUCAGAUUGUUAACCUGGGUGCAGGGUUUGACACACUCUACUGGAGAUUAGAAGAUGAGGGGAUCCAUGUUCAAAGUUUUACAGAAGUGGAUCUUCCUGGUGUAACUUCUAGGAAAUGUCAUGCUAUCAGAAGUAGGAAACCUCUACUGCAGCAUCUAGCUGCAAAUGACAAUGAAGUAAAGUUUUCAACCAAUGAGCUCCAUGCUGGGAAUUAUCAUUUAGUAGGAGUUGAUAUGAGGCAGCUUUCAAAUCUACAGGGGAAAUUACUUCAAGAAAGUGGUUUGAAUCCUUCUAUCCCAACUAUUGUGCUAUCAGAAUGUGUGUUGGUAUAUGUCGAUGUAGCUUCUUCUGCAGCAUUACUUCGAUGGAUUGCAGAAACAUUUCAAGUUACAGUAUUCAUAAAUUAUGAACAGGUUAAUAUGAAGGAUAAGUUUGGACAAGUUAUGAUUGAAAACUUGAAGAAAAGAGGUUGUGAUUUAGCUGGAGUGAGUGUUUGUACUAAUCUUCAAGCUCAAGAAUGCAGAUUUAUAGAUCUAGGCUGGGAAACGUCAAAAGCAUGGGACAUGAAUGAAGUGUACCACAGUCUUCCUCGAGAAGAGAUAACAAGAAUUGAAAGACUAGAAUUUUUGGAUGAAACUGAGCUAUUAGAGCAGCUUUUACAGCAUUACUGUAUCACAGUUGCAACCAAAGGAGUCAAGGAAGAGGAACUAAAAGUUCUAGGCUUCACUUAGAACUUUGAAUUGAAUAAAUACAUCUUGAAUGUAUAAACGAAAACCUGAAGCAUGAAAUAACUGACAUUGUAUGUUGCUAUUAAUAUAAACCUGUUGUUAAGCAUAAUUAUUUAAACUAAUUAUAUGUAUAUAAAUUGGUAAAGCCAACAGAUAAUGGUACUGAAGAUACACAAAGUUACUAAGAAAGAACUUAAUGCAGACAUAAACAAAGGUCUCUAAAUAACUUUCUGUUUGUUCUUCAAGUACCACAACAUUCAUCUGCUUUAAAAAGCUUGUUGAUAUAUGAGUUAUAGAGGAAACAUUUAAUGGUAAUCCUCCCAUAACCAUUGGCACAAAUUUGUUUCUUGAUGUUUUUUUUUAAUUUCACAACGUUUCACCACUUUAACAUAAUAUUAUCAGGAGAUUUAUGUGAUGCUGGUUUAACUUGAUGAAGUAUCAUGGAAUUAAAAACUAUUUCUCUGUAAAUUCAUAAAAAUAGCAUUGAAUUUGAGUUAUGUUUUAACAUUGAAAUGCUUUGUUUAACAAAAUUUGGGAUCUGAGCUUUGUAUGAAACAUUAACUUUAUACAACAAAAUAGAUCUAUUACAUUUAUGACUCUAAUUUUGAAAUACUAUCUUAUUCCCUAGCUGGAAACAAAACAUUAUAAUCUCUAAUUUCAUAAAUGCAGAACAUGUGAAUUUCCUGGAAGUUCUUUUUUGUCUUUUUUUCAUUUACAAAUUCAUUGCAUUAUUUCUGGUGAGUUUUGAGGUAAAAAGUUUUAAUCUUUUACUUAAGUGUGCAGCACCAUCAGAAUUUUGAUGUAGAUGUGUCAUUCAUCUUGUGUGUACUCAAUUAUAAUAUAAGAAAAAAAAUAUUUUGACAUUAUCAGUUUGAAGUGUGCGGUUGUUCUUGAUAUUAGAUUAAAAUUAAUAUAAUAAGAUUCUACUUUCAACACUCUGAAAAGGUUAUAAUGAAACAAAAACGUUUUUCUCUUUUCACUGUUUCAUUUCAUACAUGAAGGAAUAGUAUAUCUGAAGGAAUAUAUAUUGCUGUAAAAUGAUUAUACAAAUAAAAAGCGAAACAUUCUAAACAUAUUUGUUGAUCCUGUAAUUCUUAUAUCCUUAUUCUUUUAAGGUCUUCUUUAGCCCAGCUUAAUAAAUGUGUGACAUUACUGAUAAAAAAACAUGUCAUUUUAGGCCUAGGAAAAAUGUCAAAAAUUAUAUUUUCAGAAAAAAAUUGUGGAAAUUGUAAGGUUGUCUUAAGCAUUUUGGAAAGUGCACACUUGUUCUCAGUAUGUGCCAAAUCAAUCUGUUUAGCAUGAUUUUUUAUGUACAUGUGAUUUUAUUAUUCCAGAUGUGUGUUUAAUACUUAAUUUCAGAUCUUUUCAGUGAUGUACCAUUUUUUGCAGUGGAUCAGCUGAUGAACAGAGGGUUUAAUAAUUUGUUUUACAAGGAAAUUUAAAUGCAUAAUAAGUCUUUUAUUGGCAAAUAUGAAAAAUAAUUUUUAUGUUUAUUUAAUAUUUUUUUCCAUUGUUAUUAAAUCACAUGGGUAAACAAAGUGUCAUCAAUGCAUGAAAAUACAAAGUAAUAGUACUUGGUGAUGAAAAACCCAUUGAAAAGAAAUUGCUAAUUGCUCAGCACUGAACUACACUGCAAAAUAGUAAAUUUUUCAACUUACAUACAGUGUGUUUUGUUAUUUGGAUUAUGGUUUUUGUGAAAACAUUAGUAUAUACUGUACCAGUGAUUAGAACAUAUACUUGUGUUAACACAUGUCAUCCAAAUUUUAUUAGAAAUAUUAAGAAAAUGUCUUUACUCAAGACAACACUUCUGACCCUUGUUACUUAAAAUAUAAAAGUUGUCAGCAAAGCUUGAAGUAAAACAAAGUUAAAUUGAGGUUUUAUUGUGUAAGUUUUUAAAUUAUUUUUUUAUAUUUUAUUUCCAUAUGCUAAAAAAUACUGUGUAUGUUUAGAAUAUUACUCUUUUUUUUUAAAUAUUCAAUAAUCUAAUAUUUGAAAUUUCUUCUAAGACUUAGAAAGCUUUACACUCUUUACAAAAAUUCAGGUAUAAUAGUGACCUUCAGACCUUAAAAGAAUUAUUACUAUUCUUAUCCUAGAUGUUAGCUUUAAAAAUUAUUAACUGAUGAAUCUCAGUAUAAUCACAUGUGUAAUUAAGGGUACAGAACAAGACAAACUCCAGGUAUUGACUAACUGACUUUAUUGUGGUUACUUUUAUCAAGUUUUCAAAAUGUUGAUGUUUUAUUCAAUAUAAUUAUAGAGUUUGACUUAUUGGAUUAUCAGGUUCAACUAUUAUUCAAACAUUUCUGUAAUCCUGAGACCUAAGUAUGUCAACUGAUAGCAAGUUCAAUUCAACUAUGUGCUUACUAUUUUUUUAUUUUUUUUUGCGUGACAUAAUUCUAAUUAAACUAAGUAAACACUCAGAAAGGCCAUUUUCUUUGUAAUAUGAACACAUCCUUAUCCAAUUAUGUUAUGAUAUGUGUUUGAAAUAUAAAACAAUUUUAGAAAA
Molecule: messenger RNA, 3748 nt
Organism: Limulus polyphemus (Atlantic horseshoe crab)
Lineage: Eukaryota; Metazoa; Arthropoda; Merostomata; Xiphosura; Limulidae
Product: leucine carboxyl methyltransferase 1-like
Exons: 6
Coding region: 307-1248 (313 amino acids)
Biological process (GO): C-terminal protein methylation
Cellular component (GO): cytosol
Molecular function (GO): protein C-terminal leucine carboxyl O-methyltransferase activity
Source: RefSeq, a predicted model, not a curated record